Harpia harpyja (harpy eagle) is the source of this 612-nucleotide messenger RNA. RefSeq names its product translation initiation factor IF-2-like. The transcript has a single exon. Lineage: Eukaryota; Metazoa; Chordata; Aves; Accipitriformes; Accipitridae. The record is from RefSeq and is a predicted model, not a curated record. The coding region runs from base 1 to 612 and encodes 203 amino acids.
AUGAGGUGCAUAGCGUCAAGAGAAAUAGAACUCGACGCCGCUCUGCGGAAAGGAGGCGGCAUCGUUCCUCGGGCCGCCAGCACCGCAGCUCUCCCAGCAGAAACCGUGGUGGUGGCCACACCGGGGCCCCAGAGAGGGGCCAAAGCAGGUCCCCGAGGCGGCACCACGAUGGCCACAGACGGGCUCAGCACACCCGGGGCUACAACUCCUCGAGAAGCCGGAGGCGGCAGCGGAGAAGGGCUCGGGAUGCUGCUCGGGAUGAUGGCCGAGCUCCAAGUCCAGAACGGGACGUCCUGCCCUCCUCAAGGAGCCGCCAGCGCCGCCAGCGGGCAGGCCGGGAUUCCUCCAGGCAACGGCGCGCAACAAGGAGCCGAUCCCAGCGCAGGUCCCGCAGCACCAGGGGCCAAGCUGGGUGGGAGCGCUCACGGGCCCACCGCAGCCGACAGCGAUGGCGGAGCAGGGAUCCCGAGGAUGGCCGAGCUCCGAGGUCGGAACGGGAUGUCCCAGCCUUCUCGAGGAGGAGCCGAUCCCGGCGCAGGUCCCGCAGCACUUGGGGCCGAGCACAGCGGGAGUGGCAAAGGAGGACGGAUUGGGACGAGGGCCGAGCUCUAA